Gadus macrocephalus (Pacific cod) is the source of this 1374-nucleotide messenger RNA. RefSeq lists its product as uncharacterized. The record is from RefSeq and is a predicted model, not a curated record. The coding region runs from base 13 to 507 and encodes 164 amino acids. The transcript is spliced from 3 exons. NCBI's taxonomy places the organism in Eukaryota, Metazoa, Chordata, Actinopteri, Gadiformes, Gadidae. Gene Ontology annotation, biological process: positive regulation of DNA-templated transcription; autophagosome assembly. Gene Ontology annotation, cellular component: nucleus; autophagosome.
AGAGGUGAAAAAAUGAUUGGAAAGAUUCUUUAUCAUCUCCUUGGAAAUGCCGCUGAAGACUUUGAAGCUGGUGAAGAAAGUUAUGAAGACCUGAUGGAGUUCGAGGAGGGAGGCUGGGUUAUAGUCAACGUCUCAGAGGACGUGACUCUGUCCGUGCCGCUGGUGGACCCCCUGGAGAACCUGUUGAUUGAACACCCUAGCAUGUCUGUGUACCAGAGGAGAUGUGAGACCACCGAAGGAGAGGGUCUGGCCUGCGAUGAAGAAGGCGACACGGCCAGGUCAGUGGCGGUGCGGCGGCACAUUUCAUGGCUUCUGGCUGCCUGGGGCAUCCCCCUCACGAGUGCAGUCCAGCUUUUGGCACUCCAGCGGUCCCAGAGCCAGGGGGAGCGCCACAAGAUGAGCCGCAGCGCCCUCAACAGGCAGAACCUGGUCAAGACACGCUUCUCCCCCAGCGAGAAACGCUACGGAUACUUCAAGCAGCCGGGCCAGCGCCUCUACAACUACUAGAAGCCUGAUCCCUGGCCUGGUGGGUGGGGUGGGUUUGUGUGUCAAACAUGUGGAUUUACGGCCCGGCACAGUGCUUUGACCCUUGACCCGGGGGCAAAUCGCUCAAUGUACUGCUGGAUCAUUUAUUUUUUUACAUGAACGUACUUGGGUUUGCUAGCCAGAUUACAUCUAAAAACCUUUAUUGGUUAUGGUUACCAAAAAUUAUUAUUACACAAACGUUCCUUGUGUAUGCAUGAACAUGUUUUCCUCUUGUUGGUACACGGCAGUUUCACUCUUUCACCAUAUGCAUCAAAUGUUUUCGGGAACAUUGUAUGAGCCACGCUGCAGAGGAAACACUCUUCUUCUUGCUCAGGUCUGAGAAGUGGAAGCAGAAAUGUGUGAUUCAGUACAAAUCCUGCUACAGUAUCAAAUUCUCAUAUAGCUGUUCAGAUUAAGUAGUUAUAGUACUAGUCACUAGGAAAAAAUUAAGUGUGAACGGUAUCCAAGUUAGAAGUUGAACGUUGAUACUAUAGUUCUUCAUUAUCUUUAAUGUGUAUCAUAUUGUGUGCCUUACAUUUAGAUGAUGUGUUUAGAUUAUGCGUUACAGGCGCUUUUCAUACCAAACAUACAAAACAACAAAAAUGAUGAUAUGUGAAGAAACAUAACUUGUCAUUUUAAUGUUUAAACGUCUUUGCAAUUAAAAUGAAUUCUGAUUAAAGAUUACAGAAUGUAUACCAUUUUAUACUUUUCAGUGGAUUCUUAUUUUUAACAUGUUACAUCAUUGAAGCCUUUACAUAAUGUAUGAAAUUGUAUUAUGUACAGCCGUUUUGUAUUUGUGAAUAUUUAUAAAAAUGUACAAAAAAAAUCGAAUAAAUCUUGUUUUUUAAA